Molecule: messenger RNA, 1480 nt
Organism: Scaptodrosophila lebanonensis
Lineage: Eukaryota; Metazoa; Arthropoda; Insecta; Diptera; Drosophilidae
Gene: dpr5
Product: basement membrane-specific heparan sulfate proteoglycan core protein
Exons: 7
Coding region: 132-986 (284 amino acids)
Biological process (GO): synapse organization
Cellular component (GO): neuron projection membrane
Source: RefSeq, a predicted model, not a curated record
UGCUGUAGUCCUGCCCCUCCGCUUGCCCCCGGCCGACCAACCAACGCACACAACGAAUAUAAAUAUAUAUAGAGAGCAGGGGAGAAAAAAGAAAAAGUUAUAAUUUAACCGCGUUACAAAUUGCGCAUGAAAUGUUGUUGGAAUACGUAAUGGCUCUGCUUGUGAUCAUGGGAUUAACCACAACGUUUGAUAAGCAACACAGGCACAAGCAACAAUUCGGUAAUCAUGGGGACACGGAUCUCUCCAACGUCAUAUUGGACAACUACGAGGGUUUUGAACCACACUUCGAUAAUAACACGGAGCGAGAAAUUAUUGCCGCUUUGGGCACAACAGCCCGACUGCAUUGUCGGGUGCGGAACUUGGGGGAUCGAGCUGUGUCCUGGAUACGCCAGCGGGAUCUGCAUAUACUGACCAUCGGCAUCAUGACCUACACAAACGAUCAGCGAUUUCUGGCCAGGCACAUCGAUAACUCCGAUGAGUGGGUGCUGAAGGUGGUCUCCGUGCAGCCCCGGGAUGCGGGCAUUUACGAGUGUCAGGUGUCGACAGAGCCGAAGAUAAGUCUGGCCUACAAACUGAUGGUUGUGACAUCGAAGGCACAAAUACUGGCGAAUCGUGAGCUCUUCAUCCAAAGUGGCAGCGACAUUAAUUUGACGUGCAUAGCCCCCCAGGCUCCUGGCCCCUAUACGCACAUGCUAUGGUACAAGGACACCGAAUUAGUCAGUGAUUCGACGCGUGGCGGCAUACGCGUUGUCUCCGAGCAGCAAAUGAAGACAAGCAAUUUGGUGAUAUCGCGCGUGCUGCACACCGAUUCCGGAAAUUACACGUGUUCGGCGGAUAAUUCAAACUCCGACAGCGUCUUUGUGCAUAUCAUUAAGAGCGAACAGCACGCGGCCAUGCAACACGAACUGGCGGUGAGGAUGCAGCUGCCCAAGCUGUUGCUCGUCCUUUUAACAUUUUUUCACCUUCUAGUGGGUGCUAUCAAGUGAACAUUUUGAAAUGCUCAACCGUCUAGGCCAGUCGUCGUAAUCAACAAAGUUAUCAUCGUCAUCAUCAGCAUCAGCCUCUGCGUCUCACUAGCAACAUCAUCAUCUGCCUCACUAUCCCUGCCAUCGUCAUCAUCAUCAUCAUCAGCAUGCAAAGCAGCCCCACUUAUACUUUGGUGACAUGCCCACAAAAUCUGCAUUAAUGUUGCCGCCUCUUUGGCUGCAGUUGCAGUUGCAACAACAGCACGAAUACAUGCAUAAGGAUUCGAAGGAUUUGUGAGUGUCUGCCGCAGCUGCUGUUCUUUUGAAAAAGGCCCGACGAAGGCACUCUAGCGAUGCGCUCUUGAGGGGCAACUGCCACCUCCGCCUCCACCUCUUCAUCCUCCUCCUGCAUGUUGUAAAUAUGUAAAUUUUCCGUUUUUGUUAAGAAGCUUUAAGUAUUUUUAUACGUAAUUAAGUAAAUAGGCCGUGCAUUUGCAUUCGCAUAAGGCGCAUAU